AUGUCGAACAAAAUACCUCUUACUUUUCUUACAUUACCGACACUUACCACAUUACAUCGCAAAUGGCCUAAACUCGGAGAUGUUGGAGCACAACACCUAGCAGAUGCAUUACGCAAUAAUAAGACACUUACCACCUUAAGUUUUGAAUACAAUGAAAUCGGAGAAGUUGGAGUACAACAUCUAGCAGAUGCAUUACGAAAUAAUACGACUCUUACCAAAUUAAAUCUCGACUCGAAUAAAAUCGGUGAGGUUGGAGCACAGCAUAUAGCAGAUGUAUUACGAAACAAUAAAACCCUUACCGAAUUAAAUCUCGGAAGCAAUAAAAUUGGAGCUGAUGGAACGCACUAUCUAGCAGAUGCAUUACGAAAUAAUACGACUCUUACCAAAUUAAAUCUCGAAUCGAAUAAAAUCGGUGAGGUUGGAGCACAGCAUAUAGCAGAUACACUUACCGAAUUAAAUCUCGGUGACAAUCGAAUCGGAGAUACUGGAACACAGCAUCUCGCAGAUGCAUUAAGAAAUAAUACGACACUUACGACAUUAGAUCUCGGAUUAAAUCAAAUCGGAGAUGUUGGAGCACAGCAUCUAGCAGAUGCAUUACAAAAUAAUACGACAUUUACCACAUUAAAGCUCUGGUGCAAUGGAAUCGGAGAUGUAGGAGUUCAACAUCUAGCAGAUGUAUUACGAAAUAAUAAGACACUUACGACAUUAGAACUCAAAAUAAAUCAAAUCGGAGAUGUUGAAGCACAGCAUCUAGCAGAUGCAUUACAAAAUAAUAUGGUAACUAUCAUUCUCUUCCACAUCUAUCUUAUAUAUGCAUCUGCACUUUUUCUUGCAGACACUUACCGAAUUAAAUCUCCUGGGCAAUCAAAUCGGAGAGAAACUCCAGGUUGA
Molecule: messenger RNA, 891 nt
Organism: Adineta steineri
Lineage: Eukaryota; Metazoa; Rotifera; Eurotatoria; Adinetida; Adinetidae
Source: the annotation of a GenBank genome assembly